AUGAAUAUAGACAAGGCCCUCUGUGAUCUCGAAGCGAGUGUAAGUCUAAUACCCUUAUCAAUAUGUAAAAAGCUAGAGGUAAGAGAGCUUAAACCUAUAACAAUUUCACUGCAACUAGCUGAUCGAUCUGUUAAAUACCCUAUGGGCAUUCUAGAAAACAUCCCCAUCAAAGUGGGAAAAUUCUUCAUCCCAGUUGAUUUUGUUGUCUUAGAAAUGGAGGAAGAUGUCCAAAUUCCUAUCAUCCUAGGAAGACCUUUCUUAGCAAACACCGGAGCUAUCAUAGAUAUUAAAAAUGGGUGGUUAACUCUCAAGGUAGGAGAUGAAAAGGUGAAAUUCAACCUGUUCAACACGAUGAAGCACAAACUUGAACCUGAUGAAUGCUUUAAGGUUGAUAUAGUUAACAAGCAAGUUGAAGAGGAAUUUCAUAAAAUACAUCUUGAGGAUCCUCUUAAAGCAUGCAUUAUACACAGCCACAUAGCAGAUAAUAAGAACAUAGAAAUUGCAGCUGUGCACAAUCUUUAG
Molecule: messenger RNA, 522 nt
Organism: Hevea brasiliensis (rubber tree)
Lineage: Eukaryota; Viridiplantae; Streptophyta; Magnoliopsida; Malpighiales; Euphorbiaceae
Exons: 1
Coding region: 1-522 (173 amino acids)
Source: RefSeq, a predicted model, not a curated record